Messenger RNA from Apaloderma vittatum (bar-tailed trogon), 246 nucleotides. Its product is annotated as hemoglobin subunit epsilon. Gene Ontology annotation, cellular component: haptoglobin-hemoglobin complex; hemoglobin complex; blood microparticle. The transcript is spliced from 2 exons. The record is from RefSeq and is a predicted model, not a curated record. Gene Ontology annotation, biological process: hydrogen peroxide catabolic process; oxygen transport. Lineage: Eukaryota; Metazoa; Chordata; Aves; Trogoniformes; Trogonidae. Gene Ontology annotation, molecular function: peroxidase activity; haptoglobin binding; heme binding. The annotation marks the transcript as partial.
AAAGUGCUCACCUCCUUCGGGGAAGCCAUCAAGAACCUGGACAACAUUAAGUCGACCUACACCAAGCUGUCCGAGCUGCACUGUGAGAAGCUGCACGUGGACCCCGAGAACUUCAGGCUCCUUGGAGACAUCCUAAUCAUCGUCCUGGCUGCCCACUUUACCCGGGAUUUCACCCCCGCUUGCCAGUUUGCCUGGCAAAAGCUGGUGCGCGUCGUGGCUCACGCCCUGGCCCGCAAGUACCACUGA